AUUUAUCAAAUAAUAAAAAUGAGCAACAUUCCACCCUCUCAACACCCACCCUAAGCUCCAUAACCAGGUCCAUACUAAUAACCAACAUUCUAACCAGGUUUCGCUCCAUAAUAUGCUCCUGCUCCAGUUGCAUAUGGACCUCCUCUUACCUAAUCCCCAUUGAGAUAUUCACAACCACUUUAUUAAGCACCAGUUGUUCAACAACCAGUCUAUGCUUAACCAGUUGUUCAACAACCAGUGUAUACUCAACCAGUUGUUCAAUAACCAGUCUAUGCUUAACCAGUUGUCUAACAACCAAUUGUCACACAAUCAGUUGUUGCUUAACCAGUCGUUGCUCAACCAGUUGUUGCACCAUAACCAAUCCAAGGAGAAAGCAGAAUUGAAUAUGUCCCAUAUGAGAAGACAGUCAUAGAAUACGAGGAAGUCAGAUAAAGGAUUUAAGUGCCAAGAGAAAAAUAUGUUACAGAUUAUUAUGCAGUGGAAUACCAAACCGAAUAUGUUCCAUAAGUAUACUAAGAAAAAUUCACAGGUAAUAAUUAACUCCAUAUUUAGAAUACGUCCCUGUUGAUAGGUAUCAAGAAAGAGUUGAAUACUAUCCAGUUGAAAGAUAAGUUGUUCACUAACAAGUCUAACCCGUCCAAUAAGUUGUUGCCUAACCAGUUGUCUAACAACCUGUCUAAGUUGUCUAAUAACCUGUCUAAGUUGUCUAACAACCAGUCCAGGUUGUUCAACCAUAACCAGUUUAAGUUGUUUAACAACAACCAGUCUAUUAAUAACCAUUGGUCUAAUCCAUUCCAGUUUAGACUGUUCGUCCACCAGUUUAUGCCCCAACAACAACUCUUCCUUUAGGAUAAACUGUUUCCCCAAGACAUCUUGGUAACACUGUCCCAACCAAACCAUUAGACAGAACAUAAGUAUUUUUUCAUUAUAAUUAUAUUAUUAGGGUCCCAAAUAACCAGCCCAAUAAUAGAACAAACAAAAGAGCUUUUUGGAUAGAUUAUUUGACAGAGAUUGAAAUGAACAAUUAUGAAUAUUUUUAUAAUGCACAAAUAAAAUUUAAAAUUUU
Molecule: messenger RNA, 1066 nt
Organism: Paramecium octaurelia
Lineage: Eukaryota; Ciliophora; Oligohymenophorea; Peniculida; Parameciidae
Source: the annotation of a GenBank genome assembly